AAUUGUUUGAAAAAUGCUGGUAAUCCACGAGACAUGAGACGAUUUCAAGUAGUAAUUGCUACACAAGUUGCAGUUGAUGGACCGUUAUUAGCAAUAUCUGAUAAUAUGUUCGUCCAUAAUAAUUCAAAACAUGGAAGAAGAGCGAAAAGGCUGGAUCCUGCGGAAGGUUUAUACCCACCACUACCAGUUGCUACACCCUGUAUAAAAGCUAUAAGUCCUAGUGAAGGUUGGACUUCUGGUGGAUCGACAGUUAUUAUCGUUGGUGAUAAUUUCUUUGAUGGUUUACAAGUAGUUUUUGGUACAAUGCUUGUAUGGAGUGAGUUAAUCACACCACAUGCAAUUCGAGUACAAACACCACCCAGGCAUAUUCCGGGCGUUGUUGAAGUAACGCUUUCAUAUAAAUCCAAACAGUUUUGUAAAGGUGCCCCAGGCCGUUUUGUAUAUGUUUCUUUAAAUGAACCAACGAUAGAUUAUGGAUUCCAGAGGUUACAGAAAUUAAUACCUAGGCAUCCAGGUGAUCCAGAAAAAUUACCCAAGGAAAUAAUUUUAAAACGUGCGGCCGAUUUAGCAGAAGCAUUAUACACAAUGCCAAGGAAUAAUCCAUUAUCAGGACCUCGAUCACCAUCAAUGAGUAAUAAUGGUAUGAGUACAGGAUUUAAUACUUACACAGGCCAGUUAGCGGUCAGCGUACAAGACAACGGAAACGAGGAGUAUGGCCGUGGCCAAAGCAGUAGUGUAUCACCGCGCGGUGGUGGAUAUUGUUCGAGCGCCUCAACACCACACUCAUCAAACGGUGGUGGAUCGUAUGGCACAAGCACUGGAGCAUCUAACAACAUGAAUGGUUAUAAUGGUUCAACACCAACAUCCGGUUCACAACUUUCAAAUAUGAUGUUACCAGGAUCUCCCGCUGGCGGUAUUUUCAACUCAUCAUCAAUAUCCCCUGAUGUUACGACUAAUCGCUAUCAACAACUUGAACAAAACCAUCAUAACAACAACAAUAAUAACAAUACAAAUAACAAUAAUUGCCAACAACAAGACCAACAUUUUGAACAUAAAUACAGUGGCGUACGAGAAUGUAAUAAACAAGAUAAUAGUAAUAAAGCAAUCGAGAAAAGUGCUUUCGCUCCUGUUUUACGAGCACACUCACCAUCUCAAACUACAUCAUCAACAUCACCUACCACCGUACCAACCAACACGCAUUUACAUCAUGGUACUGUUGGACAAAUACCAUCAUCCUAUGUCCACCAUCACCACCACCAACAACAACCAGAACAACAUCAGCAUCACUAUCAAACAUUAUCCACAACUUCGGGCUGGCAACAUUUAGUUGUACAAUGAGUUGGUAGCCUUGUAUCAUCACCAUUUUCAUCAAUGAACCCAUUUGCGUUACCCACAUGCAAUUCACAAGGAUACAACUCAGGCAGUCCAAUGAUAUCUUCUUCCAAGUAACAUU
Messenger RNA from Chrysoperla carnea, 1453 nucleotides. Its product is annotated as transcription factor collier-like. Lineage: Eukaryota; Metazoa; Arthropoda; Insecta; Neuroptera; Chrysopidae. Gene Ontology annotation, biological process: regulation of transcription by RNA polymerase II. The record is from RefSeq and is a predicted model, not a curated record. Gene Ontology annotation, molecular function: RNA polymerase II cis-regulatory region sequence-specific DNA binding; DNA-binding transcription factor activity, RNA polymerase II-specific. Bases 34 to 1338 code for a protein of 434 amino acids. The transcript is spliced from 8 exons.